Molecule: messenger RNA, 2709 nt
Organism: Xenopus laevis (African clawed frog)
Lineage: Eukaryota; Metazoa; Chordata; Amphibia; Anura; Pipidae
Product: leucine-rich repeat extensin-like protein 1
Exons: 3
Coding region: 1126-2106 (326 amino acids)
Source: RefSeq, a predicted model, not a curated record
AAUAACUGUAAAAAUUGAAAACUUUCGUAACCUGGCAAAUUUUGUAAAAUGAACAUGGUAAUUAGGGGCGUGGCCACAAAAACAGGCGUGGUCAAACACAAUUUUGCCAUGUUACAUGCGCCAACUUUUUUGUCCCUCUUUUUAUUUCCAAAAUGUUGGGAGGUAUGCAUAUGUCUAAGUAUCGGCUAUGAGCAAACCUAGAAAAUAGCUGCUUCUAUACCAGUAUGUAGCUCAUCUAGCUGGGGUAUAUCUUGCUUGUGAGCUUAACCCUGUCCCCUGACAUCAUGAAUCAGAAAUGAAUAUAGUGUAUAUGAGGAGCACUGCUGCCCUGCAGAACUGGGGUUGAAGGCUCAAUUCCAUCCAGAAAAUGAUCUGCAACCCCCUGUUCUAGACUUCUAACCUCAACCUGGGUAAACCAAUCAGUUUAUACCUAUACCACUUUUAUAUUUCCCAUUCCCUGUAUUUGUAGGUUUUCUGCCAUUGAUGCUUUUAACUGUGCUUCUGAUUGGGGCUCCUAGUGGGCGGGACUGUUACUGUUGGCAACCCCAGCUUUUCACUGUGAGCAGUGAGAGUUGGGAGAUUGGGAGAGACAGAUCAGCUAGUGAUUUAGUUUUCAGGAGAUUUUUCAGUGACCCAGGCAGCCAUUUAUUGGAGUAAGUUAAGGGUAUAUCAUGUGGGGCAAUCUUAUUAAUAUUCCAUUAACACAGCUAUCUAAAUUAAUAGGUUUCCAUCCACUGCUUGUUUUAACUGUCCCUCUGAGUUCUUAACCAAUAAUCUGCUUGGGGCUCCUAGUGGGCGGGACUGUUACUAUUAGCAACCUCAGCAUUUCACUUCCUGAGGAUCAGACAUCAGUGACAGUUUGGAGAUUUGGAGAGACAGAGCAGCUAGUGAUUUAGAGAGAGAGAGUUUGCAGGAGAUUUUUCAGUGACCCAGGCAGCUAUUUAUUGGAGAGAGCCAACCUUGCUUGUAUAUAUUCCAUCUGUACAGGCUGUGCUGGUAAGUAGGAAUAGUGGGAGAGAAGGGGGCGAGGAGAGUGGGGGAGUGGUUUGUGGAGAGUAGAUAGUGUAGUGUAGAGAGUAGGUGAGUGGGGAGUAGGGAGUGGAGUGUAGAGAGUGGGGAGUUGAGAUGGCCCUCCAUAAGGUGGACAGGGUAGAGGACAUGGAUGUAGACGUAGUGGAUGAGGUGGAGGACAUGGAGGUGGAUGUAGUGGAUGAGAUAGAAGACACGGAGGUAGAGGAGAUAGUGGACAUUGAUUUUGUAACAUGGUUUCAUGGAUUAAAAUUGUUAGCAUGUAUUGUUGCCCUUCUUCUAAACCCCCCUUACCCAUGCAUCCUCCCUCACUGCCACCCCACAGCUUACCCUUGCUCUUACCCCUCCUCUCACCCACCUACCCCUAACUUUCACCACUCUCCUCUCACCCCUUAUACUUGCUCUCAGCCCUCCUCUUACCCCCCACCUCUUAUCCUUGCUCCCACCUUUUUACACCAACUCACCCCUUACCUUUGCUUUCACCAUCCUCCCCUGACCUCCCCACUCCUUACCCUCGCUCUCACACCUUCUCUCAAACCUGUACCUCUUUCCCUUGCUCUCUCACCCCCCCUUAGCCUGGUUCUCAUCUCCCUCCUCUCACGUCCCCCACCACUUACCCUCACUCUCACCCACUCCUCUCACCCCUCCACCCCUUUCCCUCACUUUCAACCGCCCGAUUCUUACCCCCCCUUUGCUUUCACCCCCUCCCCAUACUCUCUCUUUCACCCCCACCCCUUACCCUCGCUUUCACCCCCUCUCACCCCCUCCAAAUACCCUCUCUUUCACCCCUCCUCUAACCCACUACCCCUUACCCUCGCUUUCACUCCCCUACUUUUACCCCCUUUCCCUCGCUUUCACCCCUCCUCUCACCCUCCACCCCUUGCCCUGGCUUUCACCCCUCCACCCCUUACCCUCACUUUCUCCCCCCCUCCUCUCACCCCCACCCCUUACUCUUACUUUAACCCGUCUCCUCUCACCCCCUCACCUUACCCUUGCUUACACCCCCUACUCUCACCCCCAACCCUUACCCUCACUUUCACCACCUCCUCUCACCCCCACCCCUUACUCUUACUUUAACCCGUCUCCUCUCACCCUCUCACCUUACCCUUGCUUUCACCCCCUACUCUCACCCCCAACCCUUACCCUCACUUUAACACACCCUCCUCUCACCCCCCACCCCUUACCCUUGCUUUAACCCGAUCCUCUCACCCCCCCACCCCUUACCCUCACUUUCACCCCCCUCCUCUUACCCCCACCCCUUACCCUCGCUUGAACUCCCUCUUCUCACCCCCCACCCUCGCUUGAACUCCCUCUUCUUGCCCCUUACCCUUGCUUUCACCCACCCUCUUCUUACCCCCACCCCUUGCCCUCACUCUCACCCCCCCUUACCCUUGCACCCACCCCUACCCGCUUAUCAUGCACCCACAUUAGUACUCACAUAAGCACUCACACAUGCACAUACAUGCACCCUCCCUCUCAAACAUACAUAUAAAGCCAUGAUCCAGGGAGCAAUACCGAUUGCCAUUUGGAGUCAGGAAGGAAUUUUUCCCUUUAGUGCAGAUUGCCGAAGCACUCUAUGGUUUUUGCCUUCUUCUGGAUCAUCAGCUGUUAAGGAUGCCCGAACCCAAUUGACUUUUAAUUUGAAUAAAUCCUGUUCCCACGAACUGGUUUCCCCAUAAA